AUAUUGCUGUUGUAGAGAUGAGUGAUGCCUUCCGUCAGCCUUCCCUGUUCUACCACCUGGGAGUCCGGGAGAGCUUCAGCAUGGCUAACAACAUUAUCCUCUACUGUGAUACGAACGCGGAGUCUCUGCAGUCACUGAAGGUAUACUGCUGUGAUAGCAGUUUCAUGAAGGGACUAACAGAACUGAUGCAGCCCAGUUUCGAGUCGCUGCUUGGGCCUAUCUGCUUACCUCUGGUCGAUCGAUUUAUUCAGCUCUUGAAGGUGGCACAGGCCAGUUCAAGCCAGUAUUUCCGGGAAUCCAUCCUGAACGACAUCAGGAAGGCCCGUACCCUCUACACGGGCAGAGAGCUCGCGGCAGAGCUGGCAAGGAUUCGACAGCGAGUGGAUAACGUUGAAGUCUUGUCUGCUGACAUUGUGAUAAACUUGCUGCUCUCCUACAGAGACAUCCAGGAUUACGAUUCCAUUGUGAAACUGGUGAAAACUUUAGAAAAACUGCCUACUUUUGACUUGGCUUCCCAUCACCACGUGAGGCUUCAUUAUGCAUUUGCGCUGAACAGACGAAAUCUGCCUGGAGACAGACAGAAAGCUCUAGAAAUUAUGAUUCCCCUGGUAGAACAGGAAGACCAAGUAGCUUCAGAUAUGUACUGCCUGGUUGGUCGAAUUUACAAGGACAUGUUUUUGGAAUCUGGGUUCAUAGACACAGAAAGCAGGGACAAAGGGACGUUCUGGUUCAAGAAGGCGUUUGAGUCAGAGCCAACAUUACAGUCAGGAAUUAAUUAUGCAGUACUCCUCCUGGCAGCUGGACAUUGCUUUGAUACUUCUUUUGAGCUGCGGAAAGUUGGACUUGCGGCAAUUAAAAGAACAUCACUGCUGGAAGAAGCCCAGUGGAUCAUCUGUUCCUUCUGCAUGGGACCUUGUCUAUAAAGGAGUAAAGAUCAGCAGCCUGCUUGGUAAAAAGGGGAGCUUGGAGAAACUGCAGAGCUAUUGGGAAGUGGGAUCUU
Cariama cristata (Red-legged seriema) is the source of this 1000-nucleotide messenger RNA. Its product is annotated as mitogen-activated protein kinase kinase kinase 5-like. The transcript is spliced from 8 exons. Lineage: Eukaryota; Metazoa; Chordata; Aves; Cariamiformes; Cariamidae. Gene Ontology annotation, biological process: cellular response to stress. The record is from RefSeq and is a predicted model, not a curated record. Gene Ontology annotation, molecular function: MAP kinase kinase kinase activity. The annotation marks the transcript as partial.